This is a messenger RNA of Physeter macrocephalus (sperm whale), 2558 nucleotides long. RefSeq names its product zinc finger protein 512 (gene ZNF512). The record is from RefSeq and is a predicted model, not a curated record. The transcript is spliced from 14 exons. Gene Ontology annotation, molecular function: zinc ion binding. The coding region runs from base 68 to 1771 and encodes 567 amino acids. Lineage: Eukaryota; Metazoa; Chordata; Mammalia; Artiodactyla; Physeteridae.
GAGAGCGGAAGUGGCGUUGAUCUGGCCGGAGCCCUUGGGUGAAUUUGUUAGGCGUGGAGAGGGAGUGAUGUCUUCCAGACUCGGUGCAGUGCCCGCCACCCCGGGACCCACAUCCUUUAAGCAGCAGAGGAGCACGAGGAUCGUGGGAGCUAAGAAUAGCAGGACCCAGUGCUCCAUAAAGGAUAAUAGUUUCCAGUACACUAUCCCUCAUGAUGACUCCUUAAGCGGCUCAUCAUCUGCUUCUUCGUGUGAACCGGUGAGUGAUUUCCCAGCCUCCUUCCGAAAGUCUACGUACUGGAUGAAGAUGAGAAGGAUCAAGCCAGCUGCUACUUCCCAUGUUGAAGGGUCAGGUGGAGUAUCAGCCAAAGGAAAAAGGAAACCCAGGCAGGAAGAAGAUGAAGACUAUCGAGAAUUUCCUCAGAAGAAGCAUAAGCUUUAUGGGAGGAAGCAACGGCCUAAAACUCAGCCUAAUCCCAAAACCCAGGCUCGUCGUAUUCGGAAGGAACCACCAGCUUAUGCAGCAGGCAGUUUAGAGGAGCAGUGGUACUUAGAAAUUGUGGAUAAAGGCAGUGUCUCCUGUCCUACCUGCCAGGCAGUGGGGAGAAAGACCAUAGAGGGCUUAAAGAAACACAUGGAAAACUGCAAACAGGAAAUGUUCACUUGUCAUCAUUGUGGGAAACAACUUCGUUCACUGGCAGGGAUGAAGUAUCAUGUCAUGGCAAAUCAUAAUAGCUUGCCCAUCUUGAAGGCUGGAGAUGAAAUAGAUGAGCCAAGUGAGAGGGAACGUCUCCGAACAGUUCUCAAGAGACUGGGAAAGCUGAGGUGCAUGCGUGAGAGUUGCUCUAGUAGCUUCACCAGCAUCAUGGGAUAUCUGUAUCAUGUUAGAAAAUGUGGCAAAGGGGCUGCAGAGCUGGAGAAGAUGACCCUGAAAUGUCACCACUGUGGAAAGCCAUAUAGAUCGAAGGCUGGACUUGCGUAUCAUCUGAGGUCAGAGCAUGGGCCUAUAUCCUUCUUUCCAGAGUCAGGACAGCCAGAGUGCUUGAAGGACAUGAGCUUGGAGCCAAAGAGUGGGGGCCGAGUUCAGAGGCGUUCUGCCAAGAUAGCUGUAUACCACCUGCAGGAGCUGGCCUCUGCUGAACUGGCCAAGGAGUGGCCUAAGAGAAAGGUGCUUCAGGAUCUGGUACCUGAUGAUCGGAAGUUAAAAUAUACUCGUCCUGGGCUACCGACCUUCAGCCAGGAAGUACUACACAAAUGGAAGUCAGAUAUCAAGAAGUACCAUCGCAUUCAGUGUCCUAACCAGGGCUGUGAGGCUGUCUACAGUAGUGUAUCUGGCCUUAAAGCUCACCUGGGCUCUUGUACAUUGGGAACCUUUGUGGCUGGAAAAUACAAGUGUCUUCUAUGUCAAAAAGAAUUUGUGUCAGAGAGUGGUGUCAAGUAUCACAUCAACUCUGUCCAUGCUGAGGACUGGUUUGUUGUAAACCCAACAACGACCAAAAGCUUUGAGAAGCUGAUGAAGAUAAAACAGCGGCAGCAAGAAGAAGAAAAGCGGAGGCAGCAGCACAGGAGCCGAAGGUCUCUAAGAAGGCGGCAGCAGCCUGGCAUUGAGCUUCCUGAGACAGAGCUGAGUCUUAGAGUAGGGAAGGAUCAGAGGAGGAGUCAUGAGGAACUGCUCGUGGCAACGUCCUAUAAAGAACCAGAGCAGGAGCCAGUGCCAACACAGUUCCAGAAAGUCAAGCCCCCAAAGACGAAUCAUAAACGAGGAAAGAAAUAGGCAGUGAGUGUGAAAGCACUCCUGGGAGAGUGGAUGGGAUGCUGUGGUCACGGGGACCUGUGUGGAGAGGCCUGAGUCACGGGGGCCAGUGAAGAGAAAUGUACUCUUUCAGCUGUUUGUGUAAGGCUGUGGCACUCUCAGCUCCUUCCUCCUGUGUAAAUUUCAGUGUUUUCCCUAUUGAUUCAUGUGGACCCUCCACCACCACCACCCCCAUCUCCUUUUUGGUAGAUUUUCCUGCUAUUCUCAUUGGAGUCCUCUUGUUUUUCUCUUAUCUCGCCCAAAGAGCUCCUCCUUAAGGCCCACUAUAGGCCCUUCUUGCCCCGUACAAGACUAAGAAACCUGUUUGAUUAUCCUUUCCAUACUGGGGUGUAGAAUGUUCUUGGAAGCUCCAUUGAUUUCGUAGUCACUCCAUCAUCUUAUAAAACAAUUCCAAACUAACUUUUUAAAACCAUACUGAUUUAUCAUUUUGUAUUUGUGAUAUAACAAGCCUAGAACCUAGAACUGUUGUCACUCCUUUAAUAAGGUUCCUCCGUCUGCUUGGGUGACCCAAUUUAUGGAGGCUGUUUGUUGUCUCAAUAUGGUUUUAGGAUUGAAAGUGAGAAAAUAGAUUUAGAAUAAAAAAGCUAGACCCUCCAGACACAGGUUUUCCUAGGAAAUGCUUUGUUUGUCCCAGGUGGCAGUAAGUAACUAGACCCACACACAUGACAUGCAGCCUUAGGAGGAAUGUGUCCCACACAUAAAAUGACUGGAAAGAAGAAAGUAGCAGCAAAAAUAAAUACUGCCUCAA